This is a messenger RNA of Nematostella vectensis (starlet sea anemone), 681 nucleotides long. RefSeq names its product ATP synthase subunit d, mitochondrial. The transcript has 6 exons. NCBI's taxonomy places the organism in Eukaryota, Metazoa, Cnidaria, Anthozoa, Actiniaria, Edwardsiidae. The record is from RefSeq and is a predicted model, not a curated record. Gene Ontology annotation, molecular function: proton transmembrane transporter activity. Gene Ontology annotation, biological process: proton motive force-driven ATP synthesis. Bases 91 to 564 code for a protein of 157 amino acids.
GUGCGAGCGCAUUCCCCCUUGUCGGCCAUCUUGUUGGUAGUGAUCGGCUAGUCUCUACACCGGUAGAUAAAUUGUUGUGAUUCUCCCGAAAUGGCUGCGAGACGAAUAGGGCAGUACGUCCCAGAUUGGGUAAAGAUUGCUUCACGUGUACCAGCUGAGGGAAGAGCAGAUAUGGCUCGGUUUAGAUCCAUCUAUGACAACUUGAAAUCUGGGCUUGAUUCUGUUCCUGCAAAGGCUGAGACCAUUGACUGGGCAUUUUAUCAAAAGAAUAUUUCCAAGCCUGGCAUGGUUGAGAGCUUCAGAAAAGCUUAUGAAGCCAUAACUGUACCAUACCCCAAGGACACACAGACUGCAAAGAUUGAUGUAGUUGAGAAAGAAAUGGCUCAAGAAUGUGAAAAGCUGAUGCGUGAAUCCAGGAUGAGAAUUAAAGAAUACCAGGCUGAGAUGGAAAAGAUCAAGUCUCAGAAAUCAUUUGAAGAUAUGACAGUUGAUGAAUAUCUGGAAAUGCACCCUGAAUUGAAGAAACAGGCUGAUGAAGAAAUCAAGAAGCAUAUCUGGAAUUGAUCUCCUGUAAAUCACAGGCCUUUGAUCUUUGUUUGAUAAUCUGUGUUUGAGUGGAAGUAUUUAUGUACAUGUAAAUGCAGUUAAUUUUUUACUGGAAUUAAAGAAAAACAAACUCUA